Messenger RNA from Prunus persica (peach), 1378 nucleotides. RefSeq names its product myb-related protein 308. The transcript is spliced from 2 exons. Bases 208 to 1086 code for a protein of 292 amino acids. Lineage: Eukaryota; Viridiplantae; Streptophyta; Magnoliopsida; Rosales; Rosaceae. The record is from RefSeq and is a predicted model, not a curated record.
GCACGUUAGCAACUUCGUCCCCCCAACAUAAAAGGGAGCACACGGUGUGAGAACCCUUUGUGCUUAGAGAGCAUCAGUCCUCUUCUUUCCUUUUCUCUCUAGCUCCCUCUUAUUCUCUCUCACUAUAGUUCUCCCGGGCAAAUUUAUAUUCUUGAGAAAGAGAAAGAGAUCUAGCUAUAGAGAGAGAGAGAGAGAGAGAGAGUGAAUAUGGGAAGGGCUCCUUGUUGUUCUAAGGUUGGUUUGCAUAGAGGUCCAUGGACUCCUAGAGAAGACACAUUGCUCACCAAGUAUAUUGAAGCUCAUGGGGAAGGCCAUUGGAGAUCCAUGCCCAAAAAAGCUGGCCUCCUUAGGUGUGGGAAGAGUUGCAGGCUGAGGUGGAUGAACUAUUUAAGACCAGACAUAAAGAGAGGCAACAUAACCCCAGAUGAAGAUGACCUAAUUGUCAGACUACAUUCACUUCUGGGCAACCGUUGGUCUCUCAUCGCCGGUAGGCUUCCGGGUCGAACCGAUAACGAGAUCAAGAAUUACUGGAACACCCAUCUUAGCAAAAAACUCAGAAGCCAAGGCACCGACCCAAGCACCCACAAGAAAUUAUCUGAGCCUGUGGUCAAAGAAAAUAAAAGGAGAAAGAACCAAAAAACCAAGAACAACAUGAACAAGAAGGAGAUGGUGGUGAAAAACAAGAACAAAACAGGUCAACAUGUGGAGCCACUAAAGCCUAAAGUUCACCUCCCAAAACCCACUAGGGUAACUUCCUUUCUAUCCCUGCAAAGAAAUGACAGUUUUACUAGUAGCACCACCACCACUACUACAACCACUUCAAGCCAAGACUUAAAAGGAGGAGGAGGAGCUUUUGGUAUCAAUGAAAAUGAUCAAGUUUUAGUUAAUACUCGGGCCAAUGGGAUUGUGUUUUGUGUUGGUGAUGAUCAAGAUCAAGAUCAAGUACCCAAUUCAGCUGAUGAUAAUGAUCAUACGCUUGAAAAUCUUUAUGAAGAAUAUCUGCAGGCGCUGCUGAAGACAGAUCAUCAUCAUGAUCAUCAGAACCAACUUGAAUUAGACUCAUUUGCUGAGUCACUGCUGAUAUAAAAAAUUAAGAUAAAAUAAUAAUAAUUAAAGUAGUGUAUGAAAGAUUAGUGAGUUGUCGCGCGAAAGCGUUUGAGAUUGGUUUGUUUGAACUUUAGGUUUUCACGUGCUUACCUUCUAGUUUCUAGCCAACCGUGUAGUCAUAUUGGACCUUUAAUUAUGUAAUAUUUUUUUUUUAAAUAUUUGUGAAUCUGUGUGAUGGUUACGUGUUAAUGUAAAUUAGUAGAAUUUAAGAUGAUGAUGAUGUCAAUUUAGUUAGUAAUAACAAGCAAAUCUAAGUCUUUUUACCUUUUGG